AUGUCAGACACCUCCGUUCCCCCUCCCCCGAGCGCCGUCGCGCGGCCCGUCAGUGAGGCGCUUCUCAACGAGAAGUGGGACCACUGCCUGUCCAACCUUCUUGUCAAAUCCACCCUGGGUCUUGGCUUCGGCGUCGUCUUCUCAGUCCUCCUUUUCAAGCGCAGAGCGUGGCCCGCUUUCGUUGGUGUCGGUUUCGGAGCCGGACGCGCAUACGAGGAGUGCAACUCUAGUCUGAAGCAGGCCGCCAGAGAGAUCAGGAAGCAGGCAUAA
This is a messenger RNA of Colletotrichum orchidophilum, 270 nucleotides long. RefSeq lists its product as uncharacterized. The record is from RefSeq and is a predicted model, not a curated record. Bases 1 to 270 code for a protein of 89 amino acids. The transcript has 2 exons. Gene Ontology annotation, cellular component: mitochondrion; MICOS complex; mitochondrial inner membrane. Lineage: Eukaryota; Fungi; Ascomycota; Sordariomycetes; Glomerellales; Glomerellaceae.